Molecule: messenger RNA, 2838 nt
Organism: Athalia rosae (coleseed sawfly)
Lineage: Eukaryota; Metazoa; Arthropoda; Insecta; Hymenoptera; Athaliidae
Product: G-protein coupled receptor Mth2-like
Exons: 7
Coding region: 1257-2528 (423 amino acids)
Biological process (GO): cell surface receptor signaling pathway; G protein-coupled receptor signaling pathway
Cellular component (GO): membrane
Molecular function (GO): G protein-coupled receptor activity
Source: RefSeq, a predicted model, not a curated record
CUUUUUCGUUCCCCACUUUUUCCUUAUCCCCUUCCUCCUCAAUUCUCGUAUCGCAGCACAAGCCUUCAGGCAUUUAUUUAUAGUUGUGUGCAGAGGCAGGUACGAUUACACGAGUAUGUUAAUAAAAGAUUCUCGCCGUUCAGUGCGUCCUUUGACUUCGUAGCGUGCACGAAGGAUUUGCACUUGAAAAGUGCGUACGAACCGUUACCGUAAAACCGAGUUCGGUGCGACACAAAUACUGCGCGCGAGACGGUCAACUUUAAACUUCGUACAUGAUACAGCAAGAUUAUUUGUAUGGAUCAGGAACGACGUUACCAAAUCUUUGACAAACAAAUGGGCUGUGCGACCAAAAAUUCCGAAACUUCGUUCCAACAGACACUGGUGAUACGAAUUUAAUCGCGAGUCUAGCCGAAAAGUCGUCUGCAGUUCGACGGAAAAUAUUGUUCGCGCCAAGUGAUCAAUACACCUACACGAAAAAGAUUUCAAAGAUUCGUUCAAAGGUGGUGCGUCUCUGCCGUACGUUUUUUUUUUUUUGAUUUUUUUCUUUUUCGUAACGUAGAAUGAGACGUACGCGGUGAAGUGAUAAAACAAGUUGUAAUAAGUGUAGGGUCAAAGAACAAAAAUAAAAGUCCGAUGAGAGAAAAAAAAAAAAAAAAAACUGAAAUAAAACGAUAACAACACUUAUUUUACAUACGGCAGAGACUCUUUUCUUAUUAAAUUAUUACGAUUCUGGCAAGGACAAAUGAGAGGGAAAGACCCACGUUUAACGGAUAAUAGAGAAGUGUACUAUUCCUAUAGAUAAUAUAUUAUACCCAUGCGUAUAAUGAAAUAAAAUGAAAUAACUAAAAAGGAUAUUUCAGAGUAUUAAUCCAGAACUUAUCGGGGUAAGGGGAACAGGCUCACGACCCUCGGGUGAAAAAUAAAAGUGAAAGGAAAGCAUUCGUAGCGAUAAACGAGACUAUAUUAGUUCCGAGAAGAUAGAAGAUGCACGUAUCAAUGUUCCAAUUGAUCGACUGCUCUGUCUGAUGACAACAACAGAAAUGCGCAAUUAAUUUAUGGCAACGUGGAAAGUGCACGCUUGAUGCGAAUCGUCGCUUUAGUUAGUUUUUUGGUAGCGAGAACCGAGAGUUAAAAGUAUCAGGGAUCGUCACGCCAAUUCAGAGAUAGCUAUAUAUCGUUGUACGAAAAGAAAAAUUCCGUAAAAUUUUUAUUCAGAAGCUCAAUUCUAUAUAAAGCUACGACUGGUCCACUCGAAGAUGUGGCGAAUCAAAAGUAUCUCACGGAAUCAGGAUGGUUAUGGAAUUCGCAUUAUUGGCUUUCUCGCGAUCCUCCUCGUCCACCUGAUAAAUCCUUGCCAGUCCGUAAACCGUUGUUGUCCCGAAAACGUGCUAUGGCAGGACGGAUCGAACUGUACCGACGGUUCGAAAAUUCAACUCGAAUGUCCGAAUGGUAUAUUCAUAUUGGAUCCACACGAAAAUCCUGUCGGAGACAACUUUACGAUAAUCGAUGGAGAACUCGCGAUCGCCGAGGAUCUGGGACGCAUAACCGAGGAUCGAUUCUGUCUCACCAGAGGACAUAGUAAGGGUUCUACAAUUGCAUUCGUCUGUUUUGAGAAUGCACCGAGUGAAUGGCGUCAGAUCUUGUUCGGUACACUGUGCACGUGCUCGGCUCUGUUCCUGCUGGCUACUUUGACCGUGUACAUAAUCCUGCCGGAAUUGAGAGACCUUCAAGGAAAAAUCCUGAUGUCCGCUAUGACGUCGUUAUUAUUCGCCUACAUAUUACUCGCUAUUGUGCAACUGGAUCCAGAAAUGUCACUUGAAAAUGACCAUCUUUGCAAAGGACUAGCGUUCACCAUGUAUUACUGCUUCAUGGCAUCCUUCCUAUGGCUCCAUUUCGUCGCCUUCAAUCUCUGGAGAUCAUCGUGGUUUAGCAAACCACUGCUGAAAGAUCAGACGUGGUAUAUGAUAUUCAGCGUAGUCGCUUGGGGCUUGGCUGUUGCAUUCUUGAUGGGUGCACUCAUUGGGCAUCACACCAGCGGAUACAUUUUGAGUCCCGGAUUUGGCGAGCAAAGUUGUUGGUUCGCGGGAUCUCACGAGACAUGGGUUUACUUCUACGGACCUGUCGCAUGCCUCAUGACGUUGAAUGUUAUUUACUUUUCUUUGACGUGCUACGAGCUGUGGCAUAAGUACAAAGAUUUCAGUGGCACUAGAUUAAGGAUACUCAGGUUCAAGUGUAUGCUUUACUUGAAACUUAUAUGGGUCAUGGGAAUCACUUGGAUAUUCGAAGUAAUUUCCUUUGCAACAGGUUCAAAGUGGACACACUACUGGAUGAUAACCGAUGCUUUGAACAGCCUCCAAGGUUUGAUAAUAUUUUUACUUCUUGUCGCCACUCGAAAACGUGUACUCAAACUUUUGGCAAAGAAAAGACCCCUGGGAUUGAGUUUUCCUAAAAAGUGGGCUGCUGGCUAUGACGAGGAGUGUGAAGUUGUUAUUUCGGAGGAGGAGGUUGAACUCUCGCAAACGGGAUAACGGUUCUCAUUAUCGAAGUGAUUUCAUGUUAAAUAAUUGCAAACAAUCGUACCAUUGAAAAUUGCUCACCAUGUACAAUAGAGGAACAUAAUCAUCCGUCAGAAUGCACAACGGUCAAUUAUACUGACCACAGAGAAGUGUUGCAGCACUUAUGCUGGAUUUCACCGAGUUUUAUACAAUAAUAAUCAUUUCUGAUAAUACUCCGCAUAUUUGCAGUUGAUGUACUAUAGAUAUUGAUGUUGAAUCUCUGUAAAUUUCAUAUACGUAUAACUAUACAUAGACUAGAAUUCAGAAUAUAUUCGGAAAAAUA